ACCAUCUCUCCUUGACAAAUUAAAGAAAUAGCUCUCUCUCUAGAAAUAAAGAUUGUGUUAGUAAGUAAUGGCGGUUGAGUCGAUUUUGUCGUCUCCCUUGGGCCCUCCGGCAUGCGAAAAGGACGCAAAGGCCCUUCAGUUCAUCGAGGAGAUGACACGCAACGCCGACUCCGUUCAGGAGAAUGUGCUGGCGCAGAUCCUUGCCCGCAAUGCCGACACCGAGUAUCUGAAGAGCUUCAAUCUCGACGGAGCCACCGAUCGUCACACCUUCAAAUCCAAAAUCCCCAUGGUCACCUACGAAGAUCUCCACCCCCUGAUCCAGAGAAUCGCGGACGGCGAUCGCUCCCCCAUUCUAUCUUCUCACCCCGUCUCCGAAUUCCUCACCAGCUCUGGAACUUCAGCUGGUGAGCGAAAACUCAUGCCGACUAUCAAAGAGGAAUUGGACCGUCGCCAGCUUCUCUACAGCCUUCUCAUGCCCGUUAUGAACCUAUACGUGAGCGGACUAGACAAAGGCAAGGGGCUCUACUUCUUGUUCAUCAAGUCGGAGACAAAGACACCGAGCGGGCUGGUGGCCCGACCCGUCCUCACCAGCUACUACAAGAGCGACCACUUCAAAACCCGACCCCACGACCCCUACAACGUCUACACCAGCCCCAACGAGGCCAUCCUCUGCCCCGACUCCUUCCAAAGCAUGUACACCCAGAUGCUCUGCGGCCUCUACGACCGCCACCACGUCCUCCGCGUCGGCGCCGUCUUCGCCUCCGGCCUCCUCCGCGCCAUCCGCUUCCUCCAGCUCAACUGGAACCAGCUCGCCCAAGACAUCCGGGCCGGGUCACUCAACCCCAAGGUCACCGACCCGUCCAUCCGCCACUGCAUGACCCGGAUUCUCCGACCCGACCCGGAACUCGCCGAUUUCAUCGUCUCGGAGUGCUCCGAGGACAACUGGGAGCGGAUCAUCACGAGAAUCUGGCCCAACACAAAAUACCUGGAUGUGAUCGUGACCGGCGCCAUGGCGCAGUACAUUCCGACGCUGGAUUACUACAGCGGCGGGCUGCCGAAGGCGUGCACGAUGUACGCCUCGUCGGAGUGCUACUUCGGGCUGAACCUGAACCCGAUGUGCAACCCGUCGGAGGUAUCCUACACCAUCAUGCCAAACAUGGCCUACUUCGAGUUCCUGCCCCACGACAACAACAAAAGCAAAAACAACUCGGCGGCGCGGCUGGUGGACCUGGCUGACGUGGAGGUGGGGAGGGAGUACGAGCUGGUGAUCACGACGUACGCGGGGCUGUCGAGGUACCGCGUGGGCGACAUCCUGCGGGUGACGGGGUUCCACAACGCGGCGCCGCAGUUCCAGUUCGUGCGGAGGAAGAACGUGCUGCUGAGCAUCGACGCGGACAAGACGGACGAGGCGGAGCUGCAGGCCGCGGUGGAAAGGGCGUCGAGGCUGCUGAGCACGACGAGCGUGGUGGAGUACACGAGCUACGCAGACACGGCCACCAUCCCGGGGCACUACGUGGUGUAUUGGGAGCUGCUGGGUGGGGCCCCCGAAGGAGGCGUGCUGGAGAGGUGCUGUUUGGAGAUGGAGGAGGCGAUGAACUCGGUGUACCGCCAGUGCAGGGUGGCGGACGGGUCCAUCGGGCCGCUGGAGAUAAGAGUGGUGCGGAACGGCACGUUUGAGGAGCUCAUGGACUACGCAAUCUCGAGGGGCGCGUCGAUCAACCAGUACAAGGUGCCGAGGUGCGUGAGCUUCACGCCCAUCAUGGAGCUUCUCGACUCGCGAGUCGUCUCCACGCACUUCAGCCCUUCCCUGCCGCACUGGGGACCACACCGACGCCGGUAGGGCGGCCAUCACAAGUCAAUUAAUGCUCAUUUUUCUCUUUGGGGAUUUUUGUACUAAUUGUGAUUACGUUUGUAAAGUAGAAAGCGAUGGUAGGUUCAGUUAACAUGUGAAAGAGAUGUAAUCUGGGUUUCUUCAAUGCACUCAACUGUUUCUUCCGUCCAAGCAACGAUUAUGGUGACACCCAGAUACUCCUUUUUCAAAAGACGAAUAAUAAUGUUCUUCAUUUAUCUUA
Molecule: messenger RNA, 2072 nt
Organism: Salvia hispanica
Lineage: Eukaryota; Viridiplantae; Streptophyta; Magnoliopsida; Lamiales; Lamiaceae
Product: putative indole-3-acetic acid-amido synthetase GH3.1
Cellular component (GO): cytoplasm
Molecular function (GO): acid-amino acid ligase activity
Source: RefSeq, a predicted model, not a curated record